This is a messenger RNA of Toxorhynchites rutilus septentrionalis, 1850 nucleotides long. RefSeq names its product cysteine protease ATG4B (gene Atg4a). The coding region runs from base 310 to 1479 and encodes 389 amino acids. Gene Ontology annotation, molecular function: protein-phosphatidylethanolamide deconjugating activity. Lineage: Eukaryota; Metazoa; Arthropoda; Insecta; Diptera; Culicidae. The transcript is spliced from 5 exons. The record is from RefSeq and is a predicted model, not a curated record.
ACGAGACCAGCUGUACAGGAAAACAUGUCAAGUAACAAAAAUAAUAACAAACUUUCUCAAAGUGCAGUUUCACUCAGAACCUUUAUCGCAGAACAAAAUAAGUUGAUCACCAAGAAAAAUUCUCUCGAAGUGUGUGUAGAAUCUUGUUAGCAGAACAAUAAAUUGUAUUACAUUUAUUUGGUAGCUAAGUAGUAUACGCAGAAGUGUGAAAAAAAGUGUAAGCAAGUGAUCUGCUGCCUGUGAACAGUGGCGUCCAAUAUUGUGGCUAAUGCCAAUGUUAUCAGUAGCCAAAAGUUGGGGCUAGCAAUCAUGGAUUACAUGCUGGACGCAUACGUGGGCUACGAUAUCGGAUCCGUUGAACCGGAUGAUAUUCCCAAGACGGAUGAUGCUGUCUGGAUUCUAGGCAAGCAGUAUGACGCGAUUCAAGAUCUAGAGGCAAUACGGCGGGAUGUCCAGAGUCGACUGUGGUGCACCUACCGGCGCGGUUUCGUUGCUAUCGGCAGCUCGCAGCUCAUCACCGACAAGGGCUGGGGCUGUAUGCUUCGCUGCGGACAGAUGGUACUGGCACAAGCUCUCACUCAGUUGCACCUCGGACGCGACUGGCUCUGGACGACGGAAACAAAGGAUGAAGUCUAUCUGGAGAUCGUAAAUCGAUUCGAAGACAACAAACAGGCACCGUUCUCACUGCAUCAAAUCGCCCUUACCGGUGAGUCAUCGGAGGAGAAAAGAGUUGGGGAAUGGUAUGGUCCCAACACGGUAGCACAAGUGCUCAAGAAACUAGUAAAAUUCGAUGACUGGUGUCAGUUGCAGAUCCAUGUCGCUCUGGAUAACACAUUGGCCACUGAUGAAGUUCUGGAGCUUUGUGUGGACAAGACCAAGCCUGACAGUUGGAAGCCACUGCUAUUGAUCAUACCACUCAGGCUAGGUCUGAACGAAAUUAACCCAAUAUACGUAGCCGGGUUGAAGAAAUGUUUCGAACUUGAAGGAAACUGCGGAAUGAUUGGCGGACGGCCCAACCAAGCUCUGUACUUCAUCGGGUACGUUGGGAACGAAGCGUUGUAUUUGGACCCGCACACGGUGCAGCGCUCGGGUUCCGUCGGAAACAAAUCGAGUCAAGAUGAGCAGGAACUGGAUGAGACCUUCCAUCAAAAGUACGCCAGACGUAUAAAUUUCAAAGCCAUGGACCCCUCCCUAGCCGUUUGCUUCUUCUGUGCAACGAGGAAAAGCUUUGAUGAUCUGAUUUUGAAAUUCAACCAGGAGUUAACUGGUGGAACCUGUCAAGCACUGUUCGAAGUAACCAAAGCGAGACAAGCUCCGUGGACACCCACGACCACAUCUUCAGCUUCUUCGCGUAAAAGUAGUGGGCCAAAUGAAACGUUUAAUGAAAUUUCGGCCACAGAAAUAGUUAACGAGGAAUUUGAAGAAGUGGAAACCCGCCAAAUGGACGAUUCGGACGAAGAAUUCGAAAUCAUAGCGUAACGGAUUGCCUUGGUCGGGUGUGGAUAUUUUCAUGGCCAAUAAGUGAAAGAAAGUGAUUGUGUGCAUAGCGCUAGCGUUUUAAGUGACCACAUUAACUGAAUCUGAAUACCGACAAACAAAAAUUGUUAAAGUGCUUUAUACAAACACAACAACUCAGCUUGUCAGCAGCUCUCGUCAGGGCGAUCACAUUUUUAGGAUGUCUUAAUCGCUCUAAGUUUCUAGAUAUAGUUCUAUAUAUUAUGAAAAGAAAAAAAACAAUGUUUAGGUUUGCUGUACAUGCGCAGCAUCAUUGUGCAGAAAAUUUACAUUAUCAUUCGCUUUUAAUUAUCGUGUAUCCAAUUUGAUUGAAACUUCAUUCUUUACAAUCCCUA